Onychostoma macrolepis is the source of this 958-nucleotide messenger RNA. Its product is annotated as complement factor D-like. The record is from RefSeq and is a predicted model, not a curated record. Gene Ontology annotation, molecular function: serine-type endopeptidase activity. NCBI's taxonomy places the organism in Eukaryota, Metazoa, Chordata, Actinopteri, Cypriniformes, Cyprinidae. Bases 13 to 771 code for a protein of 252 amino acids. The transcript has 5 exons. Gene Ontology annotation, biological process: proteolysis.
AUUGUCUUCAUCAUGACCAUCAUCUCUCUGCUCCUGCUGGUCUCUCUGCUGCCACACCUGACCUUCACUGCUCGUGCGAAUGUGGGUAUAGUGAACGGCAGGGAAGCAAAACCCCACUCCAGACCUUACAUGGUUUCUGUACAGAAGGACAAGGAACAUAUCUGCGGUGGAUUCCUCAUCUCUGAUAGAUUUGUCAUGACUGCUGCACAUUGCCGAGACAAUGCUCCAGUUGUGACGGUUGUGCUAGGUGCACAUGACCUACAGAAAAAGAAUUCAGUCCGAUUCACAGUGGAUUCAUACCAUCAGCAUCCAGAAUACACCAUGGGAUCCUGUGAUAAUGACAUCAUGCUUUUGAAGUUAGAAAAAAAUGUACAACUAAACAACAAUAUCAAGUGGAUAUCCAUACCAGCGGAAGAAGGUGAUAUCAAAGCAGGUUCUGUUUGCAGUGUCGCAGGCUGGGGACUUUUAGAAACUAAAGGCAAGAGAAGCGAUCACCUCAUGGAGACAAACGUGACGGUCAUGAAUAACAAGAAAUGUGAAAGUAAAUGGGGGAAGGAGAACUUUUCCGCUUCACAGAUGAUGUGUGUAUAUGGAGAUGGAGGAAGCUGUGAUGGGGAUUCAGGAGGUCCUUUGGUUUGUGGAGACACUGCAAUUGGUGUCACUUCCUUUGGUGACCCUGAUCUCUGCAAUUCACCUGAGCUACCUGAAGUUUAUACUAAGAUUUCAGCAUAUAUUCCAUGGAUAAAGAACAUAAUUGGAAAUGUCAAUUGAAACUUGCAGAUAAAAUGGGGUGAUUUUUGUUUUGUUUUUUGGUUGAGUUGAUUUUCUUCCCAAUUUGUCUUUUGAUAAAAAUAUCAUGCAUUGAUAUCCUGUCUAGAGAUUUUAAUGAAUCAGAAAUGGUGUUUUAAACCAGAUAUGAAACUGCAGACAGACAGUUUGAUAUUUGAAGACAACCAUC